UUGACUUUGACAGAAUCAUAUGUUUAUCUAGAAGGAUUGUAUUUUGUUUUCAUAUAAAUACACAUAAUUUUAUGUUAAAAUAUGACGAAAAUAGCUGAUAACGUAAAUCCAAACGUUUAUGAAAAGGGUUCAGAGCGCGAAGUGACUAGUAGCGAGCGAGACGAAGAUGUUGUGGAUGAAAUAGAUAGUAGAGAGAUAUUUGAUCUUCUUCGUAACAUCAAUGAUCCGGAACAUCCCCUCACUCUUGAGGAGCUGCGGGUGAUUGAGGAGAGAAAUAUAUAUGUCGACAAUAAGGAUAAUUCAGUGAGAGUGUAUUUCACACCAACAAUCCCUCACUGUAGCAUGGCAACGUUAAUAGGUCUAUCAAUCCGUGUCCUGCUCCUCCGAGCUCUGCCAAGUCGCUACAAAGUGACAGUGGAAGUGAGCGAAGGGACUCACGUCUCCGAACAUGCUGUCAAUAAACAGCUAGCUGACAAGGAACGAGUUGCGGCGGCCUUGGAGAAUAAAAACUUGGUGCAAAUUAUAAACCAAUGUGUCGCCUGAACAUCAACAUUAAGAUUUUGAGUAAAUCAUCUGGAUUUCAUACAUUUGUGAGAAGGAAUAUAUAUAUAUAUAUAUAUAUAUAUAUAUAAGGUUAGAAAUAAAGAAAUUUGAACAUAGUUUCUGUAUUAAUUGGAUUUGAAUCUGUGGAUUAUAUUUUCUCAUCAUUAACCCGGUAUUUACACUCGCCUAUGAGUCGCGAGACGAGGCACGAGACAAGCAGUCGGUCGAGUGUAAAUUAGAAACGAUCCCAGUCUCAGUACACUUGUAAUAAGAACGGUAAUUAGCUCUCCGGCGACUGUUUAAACUGUCACCUCGUGCCUCGCCUCGUGCCUCGUCUCGCGACUCGUAAGCGAGUGUAAAUCCCGGGUAACAACUGAGCUGUUUGUUAUGAUUAAUGUAGGUUAGUUUUACCACACUAUAUAGUGUUGAAAGCUCUUCAUACAUAAAGUCACUCGUAUAUAUAUUAAGGCUUCAUUCACACUGGAUUCUGAGAAGUCACUUAUAACAUUACCAUAUGUUUUGCAGAAACAGGAGACGCUUAGUGUGUAGUGUAUAUAAUGCACGCGACUUUGCCUUCAUUUUAAACUAAAUGUUUUUUUUUUUUUGUAAAUAACACUAAAAAAAUUGUUCCUGUUAUUUCUUAGCGAAAAUUGUUUAUAUAACAGAUGCUAUGUUGUAGUAAAUAUUAUUUUUU
Danaus plexippus (monarch butterfly) is the source of this 1237-nucleotide messenger RNA. RefSeq names its product MIP18 family protein galla-2 (gene galla-2). Gene Ontology annotation, cellular component: cytosolic [4Fe-4S] assembly targeting complex. NCBI's taxonomy places the organism in Eukaryota, Metazoa, Arthropoda, Insecta, Lepidoptera, Nymphalidae. Gene Ontology annotation, biological process: iron-sulfur cluster assembly. The record is from RefSeq and is a predicted model, not a curated record. Bases 82 to 543 code for a protein of 153 amino acids. The transcript is spliced from 2 exons.